AAGAAAAAAUUUAAGCAGUCGCAGGGAGGUUCAAGAAAGUUAGCGAUAGUUAGCGGUAGUUAGCGGUAGUUAGCGAUAGUUAAGGAUAGUUUACAAUAGUGUGGGAUCACUUUAUGAUAACUUUUUUUUUUACCUUUUCGUGCGCGCCAAUUUGUGCCAUUUUUAAAGCUUGGGCCUACUCCUAAACUCUGCAUAGAAGCGUUAACAGAUACUUUGAAAACCAUGAAGGGAUUCUGCGCUGACAACAUUUCCUCCCAGAAUUUGAUGAAGUCCUCAGUUCAGAGGAGUAUCAAGGCAACGAUUUUAAAGCAAUACCCCAAAUUGGAAGAUUUCAUUGAAGAUAUAUUUCCCAAAAAGGGGCCCCUCUUUUUAGGAAAAUGCAUAAACCACGUGACUGUAAUUAUUGGGAACAAUGAGUUGCUCUUUUUUCAAAUAAGGAAUGGUCCUUGGAUGCCCAACUUAAAAUUAGUGCACAAAUACCCCUUCAUGAUGCCACAGAUACAAGUUGACAAGGGAGCCAUAAAAAACGUCCUACGUGGGUCGAAUAUAAUGUGUCCAGGAGUUACAUCCCCCGGUGGGAGGCUAGACGACGUGGAAUCAAACACGGUGGUUCAAAUUCGAGCAGAGGACAAGGAAUUCGCGUGUGCCCUAGGAAUAACUACCAUGUCAUCAAAGGAAAUCUUGGAGGUCAACAAAGAUAUCUGCAUUGAAAAUAUACAUUACCUGAAUGAUGGUUUGUGGAAUUGCAAAAUUGAGAAUUAG
This is a messenger RNA of Plasmodium cynomolgi strain B, 762 nucleotides long. RefSeq names its product cell cycle regulator protein. Gene Ontology annotation, molecular function: RNA binding. Gene Ontology annotation, biological process: formation of translation preinitiation complex. Bases 223 to 762 code for a protein of 179 amino acids. NCBI's taxonomy places the organism in Eukaryota, Apicomplexa, Aconoidasida, Haemosporida, Plasmodiidae. The transcript is spliced from 7 exons. The record is from RefSeq and is a predicted model, not a curated record.